AUGACUAUUACGGAUUUACGACUAUUUACUUGUUCUGCUGACCGCAACAGUCGUUGGAACAGAAGAGAGGUAACUUCAACCUCAAGGUGGAACGCUGGUAGGGACCAUUCAUUAUCUUUAAAUAUGUACCGAUCUGGCUUACUUAUUUUGUCACCGCAUGUGCACUCUCAGAAGUUAUUCUCUUUGUUAAAAUAUGUUAGCAAUGUGGUGAAUGAAAAGCUGUUUUUAGCAAUUCCACGAAGUCCUUCAGAUUUUAUGUUUUGGAAAAAGACGGCUACGUUGUGUUAUACAACCGCAUGUAAGGUUUGCCCAUCACUAAACGUCUGUCUUCUUCUUCCUACCACCAAGUAUACCAAGCCUUCGGUAAAGUUUGAUAUUGUAAUUUCACCGGAAUCUGAAUUUAGUCCCGUUUGGAUUUUAAAUGAAGCCCACAAUAUCAAUCCACUUUACGGUGAUCGUGUUAUGUAUGCUACCAUAGAUAAUUCUGAAUCAAACCUACCAAUUACUGAUGAUCAGAUAAGUGUUGCGUCAUCAGAUGAAUCAUAUGAGGAUAUCUCCCGUGUAUGUCUUGGUGGUACUUUUGAUCGGUUACAUUAUGGACAUAAAAUUCUACUUACCGUUGGUGCUCUGUUGGCUAAAGAACAUUUGCUUGUUGGUGUAACAUGCUCUGAUUUACUUUCAAGUAAAUGUCUUAGCCCACUGAUAUUUUCUUGGGAGAAGCGCAGUAAAAUUGUUCAAACUUUUCUCAGUGAUAUAGGCGUACAGUCUAAAAUUAUGAAAAUUGUUAAAUUAUCUGAUAAAUUUGGUCCACCUGGAAAUUCUGCAGAAUUUGACUGUAUUGUAGCCAGCUCCGAUUCUUUAGAUAAUUGUGAAAAAUUGAAUGAAUUACGACGUGUGAAUGGAUUUAAGCCGUUAAAAAUUGAAGUGAUCAAUUUUAUAUGUUCAGCUAAGAUCUCCAACGAAUAUAAAGCCUAUCCUUUUGACUUGUCGGAUUUAAAGUUAUGUUCUUCAAAACUUCGUUUCAAUGAACUAGGCAGUCUGUUAAAACCUGUUAAUAAUAUAACUGUAAACAAUUCAUGUAGUCCAUAUUUGAUUGGUUUAACAGGACCGUCUGGUUCUGGUAAAUCAUCAUUGGCUAGACGACUCGAACAUUUAAGUGACCAAGUUCAUGUAAUCGAUUGUGAUCGUCUCGGUCAUGAAGCAUAUAUUCCUGGUACUCCUUGCCACCAAGCUCUUUUGUCUCAUUUUGGACGAGAAAAAAUAGCAUCUCCAGUGCCACCCUAUGCAAUAGACAGAGGCCUACUAGGAAGGCUAGUUUUUUCUGAUCCUGCUCAACUGAAAGAUCUGAAUUCCAUAGUUUGGCCUGAAAUAUUAAAAAAAAUUCUAACAGUUGUAAAAGAAAUAGAAUGUAAAGCAUUAGAACAAGAUCGGGAUCCUAAACGUCCGGUUAUUAUUAUAGAUGCAGCGGUGCUUUUACAGGCUAGGUGGGAUGAAAUGUGCCACGAGGUAUGGUUAACAGUUUUAUCCCAAACAGAAGCUCAGCGCCGGCUGUGUGAGAGGAACAAUUUAAGUCCGGAAGCAGCAUCAGAACGUCUUGCACGACAAGCUUCUGCUGUUGCUGAAGUGACUGGUGGGUACACUUGGUUUGAAGCAGGUCAGUAUUGUUCUCAGAAAAGUCCUAUCGACUAUGCUCAUGUAAUUCUAAGUACAGAAUGGGACCCAGAAUGUUCGCAGUAUCAAGUUGAAAAGUCCUGGAAAGCGCUACAACAAAGGUUAGAGUUAACUACAACAACCCUAUGAGUGUUUGCUAUCACGAAUUUGCAAUUUCUUAUCUGCUAAUUUGACGCUAUGUAUUCAAUUGGUUGAGUUUUUAUAAUGAAUUUCACUUAUGGAACAAACAUGAUUUCUUAGCUAGUUGAACUUUUUCUAUUAGUCGAUAUUUCUAUGACCGUGCAUAAUAAACCAUUAUUAUUUUCGA
Messenger RNA from Schistosoma intercalatum, 1978 nucleotides. NCBI's taxonomy places the organism in Eukaryota, Metazoa, Platyhelminthes, Trematoda, Strigeidida, Schistosomatidae. The record is from the annotation of a GenBank genome assembly.